Linum trigynum is the source of this 540-nucleotide messenger RNA. NCBI's taxonomy places the organism in Eukaryota, Viridiplantae, Streptophyta, Magnoliopsida, Malpighiales, Linaceae. The record is from the annotation of a GenBank genome assembly.
AUGGCCUUCAACAAUGCUCAACUGCACCUCGCAGCAGUGUUCAAAAAUCAAGGGUAUCGCGAUCCUAUUGCCUACUCUCGAUACCUUCAAAGGUUUAGAGAUAGGCCCAUCUAUCCCUCUUUUUUGAUCCAUCAUGCUAGUUUUAAUAAAUAUGACAUGAACAUUCCCUCACUUCUCGAUGGUCUCGUUUGGAGUUCUUUGGUUGAGAACAUGCAGUUUGGCUACUGUCCGGAAGCAGUCUGCAAGUUCUAUGUCAACAUCAAACGCGGUCCUGGUUGUGAUCCAUCCUUUUUCACGACAGUCGUGUUCGACUAUGAGAUCACAGUCACUCCUCAGCUUCUUGCCACUCUCCUUGAUAUCCCUCAUUUAGGGUUUCAGGCUGGGACGGAUGGUAAAUUUGUAGCACGUGGAUUCUCCUUUGAUACUGCUCUGAAAACUCUCACAGGAGAUAUAGGCCGUCACUAUCCUACUCCUCUUGAUGUUGGUCGUCUAUAUGAUGACCUGGUCAUCUAUAUCAAGAGAUUUGAUCACUCAAAUUAG